Cydia fagiglandana is the source of this 2402-nucleotide messenger RNA. Its product is annotated as alpha-tocopherol transfer protein-like. The coding region runs from base 131 to 976 and encodes 281 amino acids. Gene Ontology annotation, cellular component: membrane. NCBI's taxonomy places the organism in Eukaryota, Metazoa, Arthropoda, Insecta, Lepidoptera, Tortricidae. The record is from RefSeq and is a predicted model, not a curated record. The transcript has 7 exons. Gene Ontology annotation, molecular function: phosphatidylinositol bisphosphate binding.
GUGGGACGGUUGACACAGAUAUUUCAAUUGACACUUAUCGUAAACAUAAAACAUCGCGAUUUUACUUUUAGUUUUACUAUUGUUUCCUUUUAGUUUAUUUGUUGUCGAGUUAAAGUGAUUUUUAAGUAAAAUGCCGCAGCAGACUCCUGAUUUUGGCCACGACGUGACUUCCAUCAGGGAAUGGCUGACCAAGGAGCCACAUCUGCCCCAAGACUUCAGUGACCUGAUGAUCAGAAAAUUCCUACACAGCUGCUACGGCAGUCUGGAGCGCACCAAGAAAUGCAUCGACCGCUUCUGCACCACGCGGGGAGUCAUGAGCGAGAUAUACACCGAUAGGGACCCCUGCUCUAACAAGCUGAAGACCGCCUUCGAUAUCACGACCGUGGCAACAUUGAUGGCGGGUGACCAGGAGAUACUCAUCCACCAGCUGGACGACCCGACGCUGGAGCAUUUCGUGUUUUACGACCUCCUCAAGGCGUUCUCACUGCAGGCAGACUAUUGGCUGAACGACCUUGAGAAUUAUCCAGAAGGACACGUCAUCAUCAUGGACAUUAAGGACUACAGCCUCAGAAUGCUGCCCAAAUGUAACAUAAUGUUCUUUAGGGAUUUCCUACUUUUUUUACUGGAAGCCAUGCCAGUCCGAGUGAAGUCCGUGAACGUGAUCAACUACCCGUCGUACUACGAGAAACUUUUCGCACUAGUCAAGCCCGUCCUGCCAGCGUACAUCAUUGAUGUGAUCAAGUUCCAUCCGGACCAGAGCAGUCUGCACAAGAGCGUCCGCAAGCAAUACCUGCCGUCAGAGUACGGCGGCGAGGCGGGCAGCAUGCGGGCACAGCACUGCGACUUUGUUAAGAAGAUACAAGACAAAAGAGAUUUUUACAAGAAUGAGAAUCUCUGGAAGGCUGACCUGAAGAAGAAACCGAAAGGAAUUGAGAGCGCCAUGACUGGAUCUUUCAAGACACUGUCUAUUGACUAGGCUUCAUUUUUUGGUGCAUAUUAGAGUCCUACCUAUGUUUGAGAAACAGCAUCAUGUGGCCCAAAGGCCAACUGCAGAGAAAUCUUUAAAAAACCUAACUAUAAUAUUAUAACGGACGAUGUUUUUUUCUACGGCUCAAAAGAAAUCCUGGAACAUAAAUUAAAUGGUAAUUAUUAUGAAGAGUCCUUUUUAGACUCAGGGCUAAUUAGUUAGUUCAUUUGUCCUAAAAAUAUUUAGAAUGAGCAUUACGAAGAUGUAAUAAAUAAAUAACUAAGUAGUGAUUCGGUGUUGUAUGUAUUACAUAUUUGAGCUUACAAAAGGAUUUCCUUGAAAAAUAUUUAUAUUAUAUAUAACUGUUGUUUUUUGUGAGUCAAUUCAUGGCCGUAAUCUGGGAGCCUAUAGUCAAGAUGACAAUCGUACAAACACCAAAUUGGUACCAAUAUUUGGCGACUGUAUCCAACCAAAACGUAAUUAUAUUUCUGGUACACCUGUGUGUGAAAUUCGGCUUUUUAGGUUUUGAUUAAUAACUGACAUGCCAUAAGGUAGGUGGGGUAACACUAACAUAGUUUAUUUUCCUUGGGGCAAGACAAACAGUAUGAGGAUUCCAUACAAGUGAUAGUCUUACCCCACCUAUCUUUAGAUAGUGACUUAUCUCAGGCGAUUGGUAAAUAAAUAAUUAAAUUGCGGCAUUUGCACGAUGAUUUUAUAGCCGAUGGUAGUUUUGGGACCAAAACUAGUCCUCCUGACGACUGGGUAUCGACAUUUGCUAGUACGAGUAUGUACUUAUAAAUUAAACUCUGUCAAGUUGACAAUAAAACAAAACUUGAUUGGGACCUAUGUACUAUUGUGUAGGACGCCGGUCGUUUAGUAAAACGGGAGAUUUAGGUAUAGUUAUUAGAUUCCUUUUUUAGUUUAAAUAGCAAAGUUGUUUCGAAUGUAUGCAACUCUCUUGAAAAGAUGAGGUUGAGGUUACUGCAACUGGUUGUGAAUUUAAUUUUAACUAAGUAUAAGGAAACAUCAGAACUUAACCGUGUGCAUCUCUGUAUUAAAUCUUUACGAUGUCUUGUUUAGUAAUAGUGAAGUAUAUUUAUUUUAUUUUGCAGUAAUUCGUAGAGCAGAUUCACUUCUAAAACAUUUAUUGAUUAGUUUUUCAAAAGAAAUAAACUGUUUAUUUUUUUUUUACUUCUAGAAAACGGUUACUUAUUAGAUCUUAUGGACCAACUAAAGUAAUUGAUUAAAGAAGAGCACAUUGUUACCAUAAUUUAGAUUAAGCGUCUCAAUUCUCAGAAAAAACUUUUUUCUGAAAAUUGAAAAGCCGCGCUUAGCAGAAAAAUGUCAAUUACCUAGGUAUCUGUAUUGCAAAUUACUAGAUAGAUUAACUAUCAUAGUUUCCACUGAAAUAAACGAGAAUAAACUUGUGCGCUGU